Amphimedon queenslandica is the source of this 3706-nucleotide messenger RNA. RefSeq lists its product as uncharacterized. The record is from RefSeq and is a predicted model, not a curated record. Gene Ontology annotation, biological process: cell-cell adhesion. Lineage: Eukaryota; Metazoa; Porifera; Demospongiae; Haplosclerida; Niphatidae. The coding region runs from base 197 to 3706 and encodes 1169 amino acids. Gene Ontology annotation, cellular component: membrane. The transcript is spliced from 20 exons. Gene Ontology annotation, molecular function: calcium ion binding.
UACUAUUGCAAUAGCCAACUAUACAAGUUAUAGAUCACCUUAUGGAUCAAGAUAUUCUAUUGGUCGUGUUGUAGCCUGUAUUAAUGGGUCAUUUGUUACUGUCUGUAAUAACACUGCUUUUCCUGAGUACUUUGCUAGACUAGCUUGUAAUAGGGUGGAUUCCUAUUUAAAUUACACUAUCGUUCCAUUUGAUCCUAUGUAUCUCAAUGGUGAUUAUAAUGUAGUAUUUAACAAUUGCAGUUAUACUCCACAGUAUUCUGGUGAUUAUUCAAACUGUGAUGAUACAGUUAGUAAUGGUGUAUGUUCUGAUGGAGCUCCUCUUACAGUCAGAUGUGAAGCAGAAUGUUCUACUUUUGGUCAAGUUCGAUUAACAGAUACAAAUACAGUAUAUUACAGUAAUGGUACUAGUGGUACCACUGGUAAUGUGGAGUUUUGUAAUUCUGGUACUUGGAAUGGAGUCUGUCAGAAUGAUUUAGAUAAUUCUGAUGCCAAUAUAUUCUGUAGAAGUUUUGGAUACAACAAUGGUUCAUUCAUAUCUGGUGGUUCUGGCAGCUCUUCCAGCUACAUCAACAUCACUUGUCCCAAUUAUGACUAUAAUAGUCCUCAGUUCUGUAGUAUCAAUGGUGAUCCAUUCACAAUGUGUAAUAACCCUUCCACCUUGUACUGCUAUGAUGCUACUGCACCUGAUGAUCAAUGCUAUUCUGGCCAAGUACAGAUAGGCAAUAACUAUUAUUAUAAUUCUUAUUCAUAUGGUCAAUAUCCUAAUUUCACAUCCUACACUACUGGUAAUGUGGAGAUCUGUGUUAACAACACCUAUUAUGAUGUCUGUGCUGAUCAACUGACUCCUGAACAAGCUUUGUUUUUGUGUCGUUCUGCUGGUUUCAAUGCCGAUCGUGCUUAUACUUCAGCUGUUAUUGGUCCUGCUGAUGAAGUAUACAGUUAUGAUGCUAGUGCUGAUAGUAUAACUAGUUUUACAUGUCCAUAUGGGUAUUUUGAUUCAUUCUGUACUUACAAUUUUGUAUACAAUAAUGGUUGUACUAAUAAUGGUGGACUUGCUGUUGUUUCCUGUGUCAGAGAUGUAGAAACUUGUAAUACUGGUUCACCUCAGUUACAAGACAGAGGGCAAGGAUAUUUCAAUAAUGGGACUGCCUUCAGUAUUGGACGACCAUCUAUAUGUUAUAAUAACUCAUACAUACCAUACUGUACAUCAUUUGAUAUGAACACUGCUAGAGCUUUCUGUGGAAGUAGUGAAUAUUAUUAUGGUGCUCGUUCAUAUCCAAUAUUUGGUUCUACUGAUGAUUAUGGAUACAAUGACCAGUCCAGUCUAAUUGUAUCUUAUCUCUCUUGUCCAAUGGUGGAUAGCUCAAACUACAACUAUAUUUUUGGUUCUUGUUACAAUAGUACAUCUACCAGUGAUAAUGGUGGCUGCUCUGGAAUAUCUGAUGAAGCUGUUAUAUCUUGUAUUAACAGACCUGUUCCAUGUAAUCUUCAAACAAGUUUAGGAUAUAUUGAAUCUUCUUAUACUGGUGAUAGCUAUACUGAGAUAUAUCAAGUUGGUGUUUGUAUAAAUGCAACUUAUGGAGAUGUCUGUUCUGAUGGAAUCACUGAUGAUGUUGCUUUAUUAUUCUGUCGUGCACAAGGAGGUUAUUACAGCACAGCUAGUGUAUCAUAUAGUUACACUAAUAGAACUUAUUCAAAUUAUAAUAAUGAUUAUGCUGGCUUCAGCUGUCCUUACUAUGCUGGUUCACUCUCAUCAUGUUAUGAUAAUGUCAGUGUAGUUAAUAACUGUUCCAUGGGAUAUGGUGGAAUCUUAGUUGUGGAGUGUACCCAAGUAUAUGCUCCUCCCACUUCUUGUUAUUAUGAUGGACAAGUUAUAUUCAAUAAUACUGAGAAUAGUACUGACAACAAUAAUUUAAUGAACAGUAUAUCUGGGUAUGUGUCUGUUUGUGUGAAUGGGACACCUGCUCUUGUGUGUGGAGAUGCUAGUAUUGGACAAACUGAAUUGGCUAGUAUUUGUUUUCAGACUGUUGGUGUACUAUAUGGUAAUAUUGGUACUCCUCCUAAUGUUAGUCUUGCUCCUCUCAAUGUGUCCAAUGACACUAUUGUAGCUAACGAUUUUUAUUGUGAUCCUGAAACAUUUUCAUGUACAAGUACUCCUGGUUCCACUUGUCCCAGUGGAUAUUUGACAGUAACAUGCCCUCAAUUGUGUAAUGGACCAAGUUUUCAGUUAUACAAUGAACAGUUUUAUCUUUCUAAUGGUAUUGAAUAUGUCACUGGUAUACCAAUAUUGUGUGAGGGUUUUGCUAUCAUUGCUUUAUGUAAUGAUGGUAGUAUUUAUGAUGAUCCUGCCAGUCUCCUCUGUGAUGCAUUAGGAUAUGAGAAUGGUAUAUCUAUCAAUAGUAAUCAAGCUUUAUAUGGAACAUUACCUACUGGAGCACAAUAUUUUAAUAACUUUACAUGUCCACCUGAUGCUGUUCAUUAUGACAAUUGUACAGCUAAUUUUACUUUUAAUCGUAACUGUGCCAGUAGUGCAUACAACUAUGUAAUACAGUGCUCUAGACCAGCACAAAUCUUUGGUACGAUUGACGUCACUGCAGUAACUCAGUUAAUAGAAGAAGGAAACACACUGACACUUACAUGCUCUCUAAUGACCAACUAUCCUGGAGCAUUGCCUUUCUCAUGGUUCAGAGGCUCUAAUCUAAUUACACCAAGUGGUCGUGUCACCAUUAGCAAUUCUAAUCCUACUGCUAAUAGUAGCACUGGACUCUAUACUAUUACAAGUCAAUUGAUGAUACAAAACACUUUGACUGGUGAUAGUGGUCAGUAUUUAUGCCGUGUGGUACCAAGUCUAUCAGACAACAUUGCUAUUACCAUUAGACCAAGGAAUGAGUGUACUAUUAAUGAUCCUAGCACUCCAUGUGUUAAUGGAUAUUGUGUUGAUGAAGUGAAUGAUUAUUAUUGUGUUUGUCCUAAUAAUUUCAUUGGAAAGAACUGUGAAAUACCAGUUUCAAGUAAUUCUGCUCCUGUAAUUGUGACUCCUCCAAUGGAUCAAGAUGUUCCACUAGGAAGUCUUGUCAACUUGACUUGUGUAGCAACAGGUGCUCCACAGCCAGUCAUCACUUGGUAUUUAGAAGGGACUCUUAUACCUGGAGCCAACUCACCAAUCUACAUUAUUGAUAGCAUUCAGCCUGCUCAGAGAGGAACUUAUUCUUGUAGAGUUAUGAAUAGUGAAGGAAUGGAUCAAGCUACUGCAACAGUGACUAUCAAUAAUGUCAGACAAUAUUUCACAGUAUUAACAGCUUCCGGACAAGCACAGUUGCCUCCUAACAUUACAGCAGUUUAUAAUCAAACUCGUGAUGCUCUUAUUGGUAAUGAACUUUCCCCUGGUAGUGGUAUAAUAGUUGCUGAUCUUACAUAUGCCCUUGUGCCUGGUGUUUUAGGAGUCCAAUUUAUUUUCACUCUACGAGUUCCUCCAAUGGCUAAUACUAAUGGAAUUACAAACUCACUGAAUGGUGUUACUGCUAAUAUUGCUGCAAAUUAUCCUGGCAUCAGCUUCUCUCUAGUUAUGAGAUUUGAUGGCUGUUCUUCUGAGACACUAGCAGUGACUACUGGCAGUUCAUUGAGUAUAAUGUGGCCUGAGGUUGGUAUUGGUGCUGUUGCUAGACCAAACUGUCCCUGUGGAAGCCUGGUAAGCAUAAUUGAAUAG